Molecule: messenger RNA, 1928 nt
Organism: Megalobrama amblycephala (Wuchang bream)
Lineage: Eukaryota; Metazoa; Chordata; Actinopteri; Cypriniformes; Xenocyprididae
Product: Nicalin-1-like
Biological process (GO): regulation of signal transduction
Cellular component (GO): endoplasmic reticulum membrane
Source: RefSeq, a predicted model, not a curated record
AUGGUACUCUAGGCUUACCUGCGGGCCUCUUUAAGCCUUGUCCCGGCCAUGCUUUGGACACAUCCUGCUCAAACCACAAGACAGAUCGUUUUUCAACUCUGCGGAAGAUUUAACUUCUUUUGGCGAACUCAAAUGUGGGGUGUCAGCAUGACUCUUAUAACCUCUAAAGUGGUGGCCCUUCUGCUGCUGUCAGUGCAUCUCCUGCAUGCUUCUGCCCUGCCGGCAGCAUCCUCCUAUGAGUUCAAUGUCUACAGGAUGCAGCAAUACAACUUACAUCAGGAUAAACAUGGUUGCCGUGGAGCUAUUGUGGUGGCAGAGGCGCGAUCGGCUGCGGAGACGGCUCUGACUCGCCGCUGUGUGAUCAUGAAGCUGCCUGAUUUCACCACAGAGCGCUACCUAGAGGCCAAAAAGCAGAAUGCAGCAGCUGUUUUGAUACUGCUACCUCAAAAUAUCUCUUCUGUACCAGAGGAUAUAGUGCAGGGCUUCAUGGUGGCUGAAUCUCAAGUCCUGCAGAAUGAGACCAUCAUGCCUGUGUAUGUGGUCCCAGAGGAUGACCAGCUGCUCUGUAUGUAUGAAGAAGUCAGUCAGGCUGCAGCAACAAGGUCUGGUUCUGUACUAGUGAGAGUUCUCCGUAGUAUCAUCACCGCCACGGCUUUCCAAAUAUUAGUAAGCAACAACUCCCCCAUCAAGCCUAUCACUGAUACCACCAUCAUUACUUUAGAGGGAGUGCUUCCUGGAGCUGGAGAAGACCCACCCACCAUUGUAAUUACAGCCCAUUAUGACACGUUUGGUCUUGCUCCUUGGCUGGCGUAUGGUGCGGAUUCUAAUGGCAGUGGUGUCACCAUUCUUCUCGAGCUGGUUCGACUCUUUCAUCACCUCUACAGUGAUCCACGAACCCAGGCUCCAUACCACCUCUUAUUCUCCCUGACUGGUGGUGGUAAGUAUAAUUUCCUUGGCACCAAGCAUUGGCUGGAGGAAAAUAUUGACCAUGCCGAAUCCAGCCUUUUGCAAGACAAUGUGGCAUUCGUUAUAUGUCUGGACUCUCUUGGCAGCGGAGAUGAGCUUUUCCUACACGUUUCACGGCCACCUAAGCCUGGAACACCACAGUACAGCUUCAUUCAGCAGUUAGAGCAGAUAAUCUCUGCCAGGUUCCCCUGGGUGAGAUUUGGAACUGUCCAUAAGAAGAUCAACCUGCUGGAGACCAACGUGGCUUGGGAGCACGAGCGCUAUGGGAUGAAACAUAUCCCAGGAUUCACUCUGUCGCAUAUUGAGAACCCUAAAUCAGAGCUGAGAGGAUCUAUCCUGGACACUAUGGCACAGGUGGACAUCAGGAAACUCAAGCGGAACGCUGUUAUUGUUGCUGAGUCCUUGGCAAGAUUCAUGUACAAUCUUUCAGACAAGGGCUCCGCUAAGGAUGUGCAAGUUUUCAAGGGCAGUUUGGAUAUUCAAGACAGUCAUUUGUCUGCAUUGAUGACCAUGAUGACGUCUGUUCCCCGAGCCUUUCAGUUGCUGGAUAAAGAACCAGAACACCAGCUCCUGAUCAACAGCCUGCAGCAGGAGUUCAAACACUAUCUAAAGCAGGUCCAUAGACACACGUUCCACCAGGACAGAAGGGACCCUGAAAUCACGUUCUUUGAUCAAAUGAGACAACCAAUGAUGAUGUACAGGGUGAAGCCUGCUGCCUUUGACCUGUUUUUGGGUGGCUGUAUAGCUGGAUACCUUGGAAUAGUCUAUUAUGCAGUCCAGAACUUUGGGAACAUCUACACAAAACUGAAAGCAACCAUGAAAGCCAAGCACCAAUAAACUGGGUUGGACACAUCAAAGAACCAAUGCAGAGAGAAGUCUACAGCAUGGCCAAUGUAAUACCUGAGAGGACUGAAAACUUUUGGAAUUCACUUCUUGAAUUUAAAGUGUUUUAUAAUUCCCUU